This is a messenger RNA of Hydra vulgaris (swiftwater hydra), 2266 nucleotides long. RefSeq names its product CTP synthase 1. The record is from RefSeq and is a predicted model, not a curated record. Gene Ontology annotation, molecular function: identical protein binding; CTP synthase activity. Lineage: Eukaryota; Metazoa; Cnidaria; Hydrozoa; Anthoathecata; Hydridae. Gene Ontology annotation, cellular component: cytoplasm; cytoophidium. Gene Ontology annotation, biological process: CTP biosynthetic process; pyrimidine nucleobase biosynthetic process.
UCUUUUUAAGUUUGAAAUAAAAAUGAAGUAUUUAAUUGUUACUGGAGGUGUUAUAAGUGGUGUUGGAAAGGGUGUCAUUUCAAGCAGUGUGGGAGCAAUAUUAAAAGCUAGCGGAUUUAAUGUUACUGCAAUUAAAAUAGAUCCCUAUUUAAAUAUUGAUGCAGGAACAUUUUCGCCAUAUGAGCAUGGUGAGGUUUUUGUUUUGGAUGAUGGAAGUGAAGUUGAUUUAGAUCUUGGAAAUUAUGAGCGUUUUUUAAACAUUCAGUUACAUAGGGACAAUAAUAUUACAACUGGAAAAAUUUAUCAAAAAGUAAUUGAAAAAGAAAGAAGAGGGGAUUAUCUUGGAAAAACUGUUCAAGUUAUUCCCCAUAUUACUAAUGAAAUUCAAGAUUGGAUUGAGAAUGUUGCUAAGCAAUCAGUUGACAAAAGUGGCAAUUUACCAGAUAUAUGUGUUAUUGAGAUUGGUGGAGUAAUUGGAGAUAUUGAAAGUAUGCCAUAUGUUGAAGCAAUGCGUCAGUUUCAAUUUAAAGUUGGACCUGAUAAUUUUUGCUGUUGUCAUGUAAGCUUAAUACCUCAGACAUCUGGAGGUGAAAUGAAGUCUAAGCCUACUCAAAUGAGCGUCAGAGAAUUGCGAGGAUUGGGACUUACCCCAGAUUUGAUUUUGGCACGUAGUAAAUGUGAAAUAGACUCUUCCUUAAAACAAAAAAUAUCAAUGUUUUGUCAUGUAAACCCUGAUCAGGUAAUCAGUGUUCCUGAUGUGUCAUCAUUAUAUCGAGUUCCAACUCUGCUUUAUGAUCAAGGUCUGCUCAAUCAAAUUGCUAAAAAACUAUCUUUAGAUUUGCCAGUUAUAGAUUCAAAAUCGUUUCUUUUUAAUUGGAAACAGUUAGCUGAUAGGUAUGAUCAACCCUACGAAGAAGUGAAAAUUGCUCUUGUUGGUAAGUAUACAAGACUUGAAGAUGCUUAUAUAUCUGUCAUCAAAGCAUUAAGCCAUGCAGCACUUGCUUCACGAAGAAAGCUUGUUAUUAAGUGGGUUGACUCUGAAAGUAUAGAAGAUACAACUAGAGAAAAUGAUCCUGUGAGAUAUCAUGAAGCUUGGCAAUCAUUAUGCUCCUGCGAUGGCGUCCUUGUACCAGGUGGUUUUGGUCAACGAGGAUCCGAGGGGAAGAUACAAGCUGCUCAAUGGGCUAGAACUAGUAAAAAACCAUACUUAGGAAUUUGUCUUGGACUGCAAGUUGCUGUAAUUGAGUUUGCUAGAAAUGUAUUAUCAUGGAAAGAUGCCAACUCAACUGAAAUCAAUGCAUGCACCCAACAUCCAGUUGUAAUAGAAAUGCCUGAACACAAUCAAGGUCAACUUGGUGGAACAAUGCGUCUUGGAAAAAGAAAAACUAUUUUUAAAAAACAAAAUUCAAUUAUAAGAAAAUUGUAUGGUGAUGUGGACUUUAUUGAAGAAAGACAUCGACAUCGAUAUGAGGUUAAUCCUUCAUUAGCUCAUUAUUUCGAGGAAAGAGGUUUCAUGUUUGUGGGAACUGAUAUUGACGGUGAAAGAAUGGAGAUAGCUGAACUAAAAGAUCACCCAUUUUAUGUGGCCGUUCAGUAUCACCCUGAGUUUUUAUCUCGCCCUAUUCAUCCGUCACCGCCUUACCUCGGUUUCAUAUUAGCUGCUUCCGGUAAAUUAAAUAGCUUUCUUACUCGUGGUGGUCGCUUAUCUGCUCGUUCAAGUUUUUUGGAAUAUGAUGCUCUUUUGGAUUGUGAAAAUUCGCCAAAAGAUGAUUCUAUACUCAAAUCAAUAAAAACAGAUUCUGUAGCUGGUUCUUUUUGUGACAAUGAUCGUAUAAAAAAGAUUGAACUCGAAACUUCAACUUUAAUAAUUAAAGAAAGCGAUAUUAUUUAUUAAAAUUGCUUUUUAAAAUUGUUCUAAUUAAUAAAACUUUUUUUUUUUGAAGCUUUUAUUAGUUUUUAUCAAAAGUUACAUUAAGACUGAUCUUCACUUAAAGAGUUCAAUUUAUAAAGUUAUAUGUGGAGUGUUUGUUUUUAUUAAAGAGCUGUAAAUAGCUAGUCAAGACUAGUCAAAAUAUAUAAAAUGAGUUUUUAUUAUAAUUUAUUUUCAGAAAUAUUCUAGUUAAAGUUUUGAAUUGAAUAUUUUAAUUUUAUCUGGAUAAAGGCAUGUAAAGAUUUUUUCCUUUUUUUUUUUUUGUAAAGUCAUUUCUAUUAAACGAUACUCUUUUUGCAAUCAGAGAUAAAAGACUAUAUGAGCUACCUUAAUGAA